This is a messenger RNA of Blepharisma stoltei, 2070 nucleotides long. The record is from the annotation of a GenBank genome assembly. NCBI's taxonomy places the organism in Eukaryota, Ciliophora, Heterotrichea, Heterotrichida, Blepharismidae.
AUGAACUUUGCUGGUAAAGCUUAUUUGAAGAAGAGGAACCUCCCUGUAAUCAAAGAAAAAGAACUUGAAGAAUCCUUUGCGCCUGCAAGCAGUCAGCUAUCUGAAGCAAAUUUAGAAAAAUUUAAUGCUUUAGAAGAGAAAAAAGAAGUAGAAGCAGCUCCGAGAAGACGAAUCAGACGCCAACGUAGCGUUGAGUCAAUAACAAAGCUUUCACUUGACCGAUCUUUAAGCAGCGAAAGUAACUCUGAACACGAUGAAGACAUGGAAGGUAUAGAUUACUCAGACGAAGAACUCUUUAAGGCUAAUGAAGAGCAAAAAAUAGGUGAAGAAAGAUAUCAUCUUAAAGUCGAUACCAACGUCGUUUCAAUUGCUUUAGGAACUCUUCAACAAGCAGGAAUAUUUGCUACUGGAGAGCCAGUCUUUUGUCCUUCUUGCCAAGCUGCAUUGAACUGUUAUUCCCGUAUCAUUAAUAACCCUGAUGACACCCAAACAUGGAAAUGCGAGUUCUGUGAAGCAGAAAAUACUAUAAAUGUCGAAAAUGAAGAAAUCCCUCAAGGAGAAACCCUUGAUUAUAUGAUAAUGUCAGCGAAUCAAAUGGCAGAAGCUAAUCAAUCUGCAAGUGAAGAAAACAAAGAAAUUCAUGUUGUAUUUUGUAUCGAUAUAAGUGGUAGCAUGUGCGUAAGUGAAGCAGUCACAGGAAAAAUCCAGCUAAAAACCCAUAAGAAAAUUGAUCUGGGGAUUUCUGAUUUUGAUAUGAACGAGCAGUUUAUGGAAGGGGAGCAUCAGAUCACUUAUGUUAGCCGACUGGAAUGUGUGCAAGCAGCAAUUGAAGCCCAACUUCAGCAGAUGGCAGUUGCAACACCUGAUAGAAAAGUGGGGAUUGUUACGUUUAAUUCUGAAGUCUCUAUCAUAGGAGAUGGAACUGCUGAAGCGGUUACACUUGUGGGGGAUAAACUUUGGAAUUUUGAUACUUGUUUGCAAACUGGAAUUGCAUCUGAAAGCAGAAUGAGGCAAACCAUUCAAAAUACAAAGGAUAGUAUGGUCGAAAAAUUGAUUAAUUUAUAUGAAGGAGGCCCAACUGCACUUGGCCCUGCAUUAGUUGCUGCUAUUGGUAUUGCUACUAAUGGAAGACCAGGCUCAAAAGUUGUAGUCUGCACUGACGGUCUUGCUAAUGUCGGCCUUGGGAAACUAGAUGAAACUCAAGAUUGGGAACAAGCUGAAAUGUUCUACACCAAAGUAGGAAAUCUAGCUAAAGAGAAAGGAAUUGAAAUCUCGGUUAUCAGCAUCACUGGAGAAGACUGCAAACUGUCUCAGCUUGGAAGAGUUUGUGAGCUUACAGGAGGUGACAUUGUAAGAGUGAGUCCUCUGAACAUUGCUAAUGAAUUUGCAAGCAUUCUACAGACCCCUGUAAUUGCGACACAAGUAUCAGCUUUAAUUAAGCUUCACAGAGGCUUGAUGUUUAGAUAUCAGAAUGAAGGACUAAUAGAUCCUAGCACUCUGAAAAAAGAGCUAGGAAAUGUGACAGCUGAAGCAGAGUUCACAUUUGAAUACUCCACAAGACCUUCUACAGAAUUAGAAGCACUAGGCAUAGACCCUGGAAGCAAUGAGAAAAUUCCUUUCCAGACCCAAAUUCACUUCACUAAGCCUGAUGGGAUGAGAUGCAUGAGGGUAUUGACAAGUUUGCAAGAUGUGACUGAUGAUUUAGAUGAAGCAGCCACAAAUGUGGACUUAAAAGUGUUAGGAGUUAAUGCCGCUCAGAGAUCAGCCCAGUUGGCAAGCCAGGGAGAGUAUCGAGAAGCUCAAGCAGUCAUGAGGUCUUGGAAAAGAAUGAUGAAAAGAAACGCAGGUGAAGAGCAGCAGCAUUAUGUCAACUAUUAUCUGGAUAAUAUGACAGAACUUAAUAGAAAUCUCAACGAUGUUAUAGAAGGAGAAAAACUGUCUAGUCAGGAUAUGAGAAGAGAAGAAUUGCAGCAAGCAAGAAAUAUUAGCAGAAAUGACCAUCUGAGUCAUAUGGCUUUUAGAGCCAAAAAUGCAAGCAGCAACCAAAAGAAAGAAUGCACUAUUAUGUAG